Molecule: messenger RNA, 2836 nt
Organism: Micropterus salmoides (largemouth bass)
Lineage: Eukaryota; Metazoa; Chordata; Actinopteri; Centrarchiformes; Centrarchidae
Gene: tacr3l
Product: tachykinin receptor 3-like
Exons: 5
Coding region: 219-1346 (375 amino acids)
Biological process (GO): G protein-coupled receptor signaling pathway; positive regulation of flagellated sperm motility
Cellular component (GO): sperm midpiece; plasma membrane
Molecular function (GO): tachykinin receptor activity
Source: RefSeq, a predicted model, not a curated record
CUCUGUGUAUACCAGGCUGAAAAAAUAUUUCUUUAUUUUUAUGUUUUUAUUCUCCACUGCUUGUCUGUGAGUGAUGGCAGGGAGUGUCCGCAUCAGCACCGCUCUCUCUGUCACAUGUUAACACUCUUGCGCCUAUGCUGCGCAUCAGUGGUGCCCAAGUGAUUUAUGUCGCCCGCCAGCAGUGGUCUGGAGCAGAUCCGACUGAAGACGCUUGAGGAAUGGCUUCUGAACGGGACGGAUCCAACACAACAAGAAAUCUGACCAACCAGUUUGUGCAGCCGGCGUGGCGCAUCGCGCUGUGGUCGGUGGCUUACAGCACUGUGCUGGCAGUUGCGGUUUUCGGAAACUUGAUUGUGAUUUGGAUUAUUCUGGCGCACAAGCGGAUGAGGACUGUCACCAACUAUUUCCUGCUGAACUUGGCUUUCUCCGAUGUUUCGAUGGCUGCGUUCAACACGCUCAUCAACUUUAUCUACGCGGCUCAUGGAGAGUGGUACUUUGGAGAAGUGUACUGCAGGUUUCACAACUUCUUCCCUGUCACAGCUGUGUUCGCCAGCAUCUACUCUAUGACCGCGAUAGCAAUCGACAGGUACAUGGCCAUCAUCUAUCCUCUGAAGCAUCGUCUGUCGGCGAAGGCCACUAUGGGAGUCAUCGUCUGUAUCUGGAGCCUGGCUGUGGUUCUGGCCUUCCCUCUCUGCUACUUUUCCACCACCCGAGCUCUGCCCCGCAGGACCCUCUGCUACGUGGCCUGGCCCCGAAUGGCCGACGACCCCUUCAUGUAUCAUAUCAUAGUGACAGUUCUAGUCUAUGUGCUGCCCUUAGCGGUGAUGGGCAUCACUUACACCAUUGUGGGGGUGACUCUGUGGGGAGGGGAGAUCCCAGGAGACUCAUCUGAUACCUAUCAUGGACAGCUCAGGGCUAAAAGGAAGGUGGUGAAGAUGAUGAUCAUCGUAGUGGCGACCUUUGCCCUCUGCUGGCUGCCUUAUCAUGUCUACUUCAUUGUGACGGGUCUCAACAAGCGGCUGAUCAAGUGGAAGUCUAUCCAGCAGGUUUACCUUUCCGUGCUGUGGCUAGCAAUGAGCUCCACAAUGUACAACCCCAUCAUCUACUGCUGCCUCAACAGCAGGUUCCGGGCCGGCUUCAAGCGGGUUUUCCGCUGGUGUCCCUUUGUCCGGGUCUCAAGCUACGAUGAGCUGGAACUCCAAAACACAAGACUUCGACCGGGUCACCAGAGCAGCAUGUGCACCCUCUCUCGGGUCGGCACCAGCAUCCUCAGCAAAGACAAGAGCACUUGCUCUCGAGGACACAGGUCAAGACUCAGCUCUGAGCCCACUAAUAAAGACAGUUAGUUGUCUCCAGCUGAAUGCUCACUAGGUUUGUUUGAUACAUUCUUUUGAGCUGACAAAUGCUGAUGGGGUUGUUUUUUGUUUACUCAUUGAACUUUUAAAUAUUAUUAUUAUCAACUCUGAUCGGUGUGGUGAACAUUUAUAAAUCUGGGCACAGUGUUGAGUUUGGCACUGCACAAGAGGUUUUUAAACUUAUAGAGGGGAGCGGGUGAGUUGCACGGGAGGCAGAGAUACUGCAUAUAUUUUUUUCUGAAGUGAGGGGCCCACAGUGUCAGAUUUUGAAAACCCCUGUCUCUGUAGCAGAGUGAGUAAUAUCAGCCAUGGUGGGGUAUUUUUUUUCAAAUGACUAUCAAAAUUGAUAAAAUGGAAUCUUAAUCAGUUUUGACAAAUAACUGAAAACAUGCGUAUCAUCCAGAUAUUAGAUAUAACAAAAUAUCUCAUUCUUUUGACAUCAUUGCCUUUCAUUGAUUUGAAGUUUAUUUUGGAGGGUAAUUUGUUUAAAUUAUAAAUUACUGCUGUUCAUUAGAUACUUUUCAAAAUUUUCUAAAAUGUAUCUAGGUCAGCUUGUUUGUGUAAUUAGACUAAAUAAUGUCAGGCAAGUUCCAAUUUUGUAAAAUCCCAAAAAAGGGUAUUUCAUCCAGUCAGUAAGAGAUAAUUGAUCAAUGUGUAAGUGGAUUUUUAACGUUGGUAUUACGGGAAAGUAAUCAGCAUUUAAUUAGUACAAUGGUCCCUAAAUAGCCUACAUUAUGUUUGCUUCCAUGUUUAUGUUCUGUACUUUAUUUUGUCUGAUUAAUUUUACUAAGCUUCUGCUGUAAAAUAUGGUUGAUAGUUUGAGUCAAGGUAUUUUAAAACUCUGCAUGAUUAUUAUAUCCAGAUAUUUUAAAUAUGUUUCUAAUAUAUUUUUAUUUUGGUGUCAAACUUCAAAUUCAUCACUGGUUCAUAUUGACUUAAUAACAAAUACACAAACCAUUCAUUUGUGUAUUUGACACAACACCAUUCACUUAAAUCUAGUGAGACUGAUACUAAAGGAUCCUGGUUGGAUGUUACCUGCAUUUCAUGAAAGAAUGUACAUUCACAAGUGCUUGCUGCUGUAAUUUUUGUCAGUUGAAGAAAGCAUGUGCCAUUUUAAAAUAUUGAGACUUUUUGGGACUUUUGUAUAUAGUAAGUGUAUGUACAUUGUGUGUGUUAUAAUAAUUUUGUGCACACUCAAACACACAGGCACAAAUUAUGUAUAUAUUUUAUGGUGAUGAUGUGUUUUAUUGUUGUAUUAUGAUGAAAAAAAGCAUUUAACAUUGCAUCUGUGUCUUUGUUAUAUUUUAUUUCAAUUAUGUGUAAUAAUAGUGUUGAAUUGUUCUGCAUGGACCAACGAUGGUGCACAGUGGUAUACACUGCUUGUAUCAGUAUCAGUCUGAUGAGAAGUAAAUUGUAUCUCUCUAAAUUACUAAAAAGCUGUCUUUUUGUUUUUACAUUUUACAUGUUAUUUAUUUCUCCCA